Molecule: messenger RNA, 978 nt
Organism: Cladophialophora carrionii CBS 160.54
Lineage: Eukaryota; Fungi; Ascomycota; Eurotiomycetes; Chaetothyriales; Herpotrichiellaceae
Exons: 2
Coding region: 1-978 (325 amino acids)
Molecular function (GO): phenylpyruvate tautomerase activity
Source: RefSeq, a predicted model, not a curated record
AUGACGUCCACCCCAUCCUCCACGAGCCGAAUCAACGGCACGGCGAUCGAGAAUGCCUUCCCCACUCCACCUACUGGUGAUACCGCUCCUGACAAUGCAUUCCGCCUCAAAGGCCGGAUAUUGCCAGCUCCUCAGAGAGUUCUUCCAUUACAACGUGCACAGUCGACUCCGCCAGAGCUUACGCAUUCAAAUCAAUUCGGCGUCUUGACUAAAGGCUCUCAGGGCCUGUCAGACCUGGCAAGUCUGGAACAUUCGUGGAGCAAGCUGGGAUUGUCUAAGAAGAAAAGCCAAUAUUACGACAACGCCUUCGCUUAUCGUGAGCCGAAUAAUGCUGCCAAAGAACGGGUGGCGAAGGACUCAGUCAUCUUGGCUGAGGUCAAGCUGAACUGCCGCGUCGAGUUCGAAAAAGAGUUCCUCAUCGAUCUGUCUUUCCGUCUCUCUGAAAUCUAUCAGCGUCCGGCAUCGUGCGUCAUGGCCAUGGUGACAACAGACGUCCAGAUGCUCCUUGGAGGAAACUCGGAACCGGCGUAUCAUCUUAAAAUUACGGCUCUGCCCUCGGAAAUCGCGGCCACCAAGAACAAGAGAAGUACACAUCUGAUCCAAGAUUUCAUCCAAGACACUCUUCAAAUCCCGCCAAAACGUGGAGUUCUUCGGUUUGAUGCGGUGUCGGAGGAGAACCUGGCGACGAACGGCAUGACGGCAUUGCAGGAGAUCGAGCAGCUUGAAAGACAGUCAUCUGAUGAGGAUUGUAUGUUACACGCGUUGAGUCGCCAGAGGAGUCGAAGGAGCAAGAAGUCAAGUGCGCCAGCUUUCACUGAGCGCUUCCGAGUGGGUCUGCCUUCGAUUAGAUCCACCACUCCUUCGAGUCAAAGGUUCAAUACAGCUGAAACAACCCAGACGAAGUCAACAGACGCCAUUGGUCUCGGAAAGAAGCGCGUCAAGAAGAGGCAAAGCAUUUUGGGAUUCUUCAGGAAGUGA